Molecule: messenger RNA, 1251 nt
Organism: Cylicocyclus nassatus
Lineage: Eukaryota; Metazoa; Nematoda; Chromadorea; Rhabditida; Strongylidae
Source: the annotation of a GenBank genome assembly
CUGUCGCCCUGCACCAACAAUUCACUUCGAUUAUUCAUUACACACACCAAUGACAGCCUUUACGUGUCAUUGAUCUACUAGAACUCCAUCUCACGCCCCUUUUCGGACUAUGACAGACACUGGACUUUGCAAAGUGUAUGAGCGCCUUUUGUUCGUUGUUCAGAGUAGGCGGUACUCGGAUUCGCUACAGCAGACGACCCGCUGUAAGCGACCGCAGCGAGCGACAAUGCCCUCCUAUUUGGCCAAUGCCUUUAGACUACGAACGAUCUCACUUCUCAUAGUGGCGUUCACAGUGUCGACAGCGAGUUGUAGGCCAAUGGACGAAACGCCGUCAGAGGAUGAGCCUCUCUCCGUUGCUGACGGCUAUAUUCACUACUCCAUCGCAAAUGAUUCAAAAUUGCGAGAAAUCUCGAGAAAGGCGUUUGAAUCGCUAGUUAGCGAACCGAUUGUCAAACAAGACUACUCCUCCCAGGAAAUCAUAUUUCGGCCGCAUUCUCAAAUCGAUGAGAAUUCUGACCUGAAUUUGAAAAAGCAUAAAAAGCCAGGAAGGCGAAAACCGUUAUUUGAUGGACGCAAUCAAGCUCUCAUCACCAUAAAAGAUACGAGGGAGAUGCAGAAAUGUGAGGGCGCCAAAUUCAAGCAGCGUGUGAAAGCUCCUGGCUGUCUUACAAAAGUCAUCGUAAACAGAUUUUGCCACGGCACUUGCCCUUCCUACUUCAUUCCAAGAAUGAACGGAAAGAUGCUAAAAGCCAGGUUCAAAUCUUGUGCCGCAUGCGCUCCCAGAGAUUACGAUGCUAUGGAUGUGACGUUGGAAUGUCCAGGACAAGAUCCACCGCAAAUCACAAAGACCAUCAUAAAAAUAAAAAGGUGCGAAUGCAUUGACUUGGACUUAUCGACUCACUUUCGAUUGUAGCAUGGGCGUAUCUCAUUUGAGGACUACCGCAGUACAUGCCGAAAAGUCCGACGAUGUAUACUUUGCUGUCCAUUCCACAAGUCGUAUUGCGGUGGAACAGCAGUACGAACACGUCAGCAUGUUCACGAACGCGCUUUCUCAAUUAGAGCAAGAAAGCUUGUACCUGCGUGAAGAACUGCCAAAUUUAAGCGAGCGCUAGCGCUAUAGCCAAGCUCUGUAGUUGCACCACUCGUGGCCGAGUCGGCCAUUCUCGGAUGUCAGUGAAGUAGUCCUAGCUCUCUUUCCUUUUAGGCUUUUCUCUCCACUCUCAUGAUCUCAUCUGCCAUGUCAGCGACCAC